AGAUGAACCCGGACGUCGUUUUAGCAAAGCUGAAGAAAGAUGUCCGCUCUUUACUCAUUUCCUCCAAAGUCGAUCUGGACCCUGAGCUACUUAAACGGGACUACAAAACUAUAGUGGGCCAUCCUCUGCCUCUGAAACUCCUGGGCUUUCGAAAUGUCAUGGAUAUGUUGAAGGAGAUACCUGACGUGGUCUCGGUUAAUGUCCGAGAGGAUGGUAAAACAUUCUUGAAGGCUGUUAGCCAUGAGUCCACGAGAAACAUUGAGGAGCUGGUAGCUAAGCAGCGUACGUCCAUGAGGGGCAAAAAAAGAAAGAAUUGGCAGUGCUCUUCCAACCGCAAGUGUUACCGUUCAGCCCCGUUAAUUCUUCCCAGGCGAGGUGGCGCUCCUCCGGCCCUUCCUCCUCAGCUGAGGGCCCAACUGCGCGUCCUUCUCUCGCAAGGACCUGUGAGGUUGUCAGAACUGGAGAGCAGCUUUCUACGAUGCUUUGGCCGCCCUCUGCGUGUUCAUAAUUUGGGCUUCUACUCCACUGGAGAGAUGCUGGAAGCUGCUGCAGACCUUGUUUUGAUCCAGCAGGGCAGGUUUGGCUCCAUAGUGACGCUGAGAGAGCAAAUGCUGCCCAGAACAUUUAACACUAAACAGAGCCUCGGACCACUAAAGACCACAACCCACGCGGGACUGCACACUCCAGCAAAGUCUCAAGACACCACUGUGAGUUCUGUCCACGAGGAGCCGCCACAUGUCAGUUGUAAUCUGCAAGGGAUUGACAAGACCCAAGAACCAGAACCACAGCUCCACCAGAAAAGUCUCCAUUUUAAUCUGCAUUUCUCAAAGUUGCAAGAGGAGCUUCGCCAGCAGAUUGCAGAGAACGGAGUGGCCGCGACCAUCAGUCACAAGCUAAAAGAGAAACUGCAAAAGGUUGUCGGUCAAAGUAGCUAUGGAAUAUCAGUUCACCAUCUCCCUGAGGAGUACAAGAGGCUUUUGGGUGAGGACUUGCCACUGAAAGAGAAGGGCUUUGUCAGUGUCACUGAGCUGGUGGACACCAUGAGUGACAUCUUCGACCUGCAAUAUGUGGAUGGGGACAGUAAAUGCGACUGGAUCGUAAAGAACGCAACCUCUGAUGCUCCUGGUGGAACAUGGCCACAGACAAACUGCCACACUGGAGAAUCUCUUUGGGACGUCAAGGAUGGCCACAUCUCGGUGGACGCGGCGGAAGAACUUUUGACGAUGGAUUAUUCUGUGAAGCGAGAACGGGCGUCAGAGCUGUGUCCCGCCGUCGCGGUGUAUUGCAGCCCCGUCGUGCCUCCGGACGCUCUGCAGAGUCAACAUCUUGAACGGCCGACACCGCGUCCAUCUUUUGAAUGGCUUCCAGUCACGGUGGAACAAGUCGAGUCUCCAGGACUCUUCUACGUCCGCUUCACGGGUUGUGAGGAAGCUCAAACCUUUGAGAAGAUGAAAGUGGAGAUGACUCUCUGUUAUUCCUCUCCUGAUGUGUCCGAGCGCUACCGCCUCCCGCAGCCGUUUAUCCGCCGAGGGCAAGUCUGCUGUGUGUCAUCCGAGAACACCUGCUUCACCCGGGGUGUGAUUCGCCAGCUCAUCAGCUCCACCAGCGUUGAGGUCUACCAUGUAGACUUUGGCACGGUAACCACCGUGCAUCCCGAUGGCCUGAUGUUCCUCAAGUCCUGCUUCUCCGUUCUUCCAGCACAAGCCGUCCCAUCGUCGCUUGCUGGAAUUAAAGCGACCACUGGUGCCUGGACUUGGGAGGCAAUUGCUUCAUUUAUCACUCUUUGUAAUCGGCCCCCAGUGGCCGGACUGGUUUGCGACACGGGAGAUGUGCUCCACCUGUGUCUUUGUGAUACCCACACUGAACAGGACAUCCACGUCCGCAAUGUCCUCAUCAGCCAAGGUCAUGGGGAGCCCUGCGGCCCCUCAGCCAGUGCAGCAGUGUGUGACAAGGUCAGCCCUGUCCGCCUUUACCUGGGGGAAGGUACAUUUCACCUGCCAGAUAUUGACGAGGGGAGCAUUUGGCCGGCAGAAACACUUGAGCAAUCAGAGUUGGAAACUGAGGAGAAGCCCUCGGAAUUUAUUGGGGACAAUGAGAGCAACACUGAUGUUCAGAAUCCUUCACGUCGAGGAGAGAAGCAGGAGUUUGAUGGCACUGUAACAUCAGCAGUUUGUCCACCCUUUAUCUUGAGGACUCAGGAGAAAUUCCAGGACAACUUAUUUCACGCAAUUCUUACGGGAGCAAAUCUGAAACGAGAAAAAGGUUUGGGCUGCUUCUCCAGCAUCCUUCUGCCUCGAUCGAUCGAUUGUGCUGUGAAUGGAGGUGUGGAUGGUUGAACAGAUGAAGAGCAGAGAAGAGCUUGCAAUGUGGCAACAUCAUUUUCAGGUCCAAUAUUGCAUUUUUUGUCAAGUUUAUUUAUAUAGCCC
This is a messenger RNA of Syngnathus acus (greater pipefish), 2426 nucleotides long. It is a transcript of the gene tdrd5, whose product is annotated as tudor domain containing 5. The transcript is spliced from 17 exons. The record is from RefSeq and is a predicted model, not a curated record. NCBI's taxonomy places the organism in Eukaryota, Metazoa, Chordata, Actinopteri, Syngnathiformes, Syngnathidae. Bases 3 to 2336 code for a protein of 777 amino acids. Gene Ontology annotation, biological process: spermatogenesis.